AUGAAGCUCUUCACAAUUUUCACAGCCGCAAGCCUCCUGCAGUGUGGAACUACACAAGACACCCUUAGUUCCGGUGACACUACCUUGAACGGAACAUUUGACUAUGCAGGACAUCAUAACCUACGGUACGACACGGGUAGCUAUGGACCCUCAGUAGAAGAAUACCAUUACUUCUAUGACCAAUGGCCUAUUGGGCUGGCGAUCUCCAAAACAGGCCGAGUCUUCACAUGUUACACACGCGGCACCUACGCCUACACACUCGGAGAAGUAGUUAAUCAAACUGCGGAAACACCAUACCCUUCCCUGCAGCUGAACACGCCUCCAGGAGGUCUCUACAGCGAAUCAAAUGGCAUACAAUUCGGGUCUUCACUCCAGGAUUAUUUCAUUUCAGUUCAAGCACUUUUUAUAACACCCGAUGAUACGCUGUGGGUUCUCGAUACUGGGCGUCCGACAAUUAAUGAGAGUCAAGCCCCCAGUAUGCCAUAUGCUGUUCCUGGAGGUCCGAAAUUGGUCGCAAUCAAUCUAUCUAAUAACUCUAUAACUCGCACAUACACAUUUCCUUCCGAUGUUCACUACCCAGACUCUUACCUCAAUGAUCUGAGAUUUGAUCAACGCAAAAAUAUUACUGAGUCAGGGGGCGGGAUUGCGUAUUUGGUUGAUUCGAGUAAUGAGGGAAGGAAUGGGUUUAUAAUAUUGGAUUUGGGGACUGGAGAGAGUUGGAGGAUGUUGAAUCAACAUAAGAGUGUUUUGAGGGUGCAGGAGGAUGUACCGAGUUAUAAUGGACUGCCGUUCUAUCUAAGAGAGACAGGGAUGGGAGCGGGGUUUCAGCAAGAGGGAUUGGACGGGUUGGAAUUGGGAUUGUGGGGUGAUGUCCUCUACUAUUCCCCUUUGACAUCUAAUACUCUCUACAGCAUCCCCACUUCCUACCUCCUAAGCAAUCCAUCUACCUCUUCUAUCGCCUCCAAGCUCGCAAUGGACAACGUUCACAAUCUUGGCCAACGUGGCGGGAAUGCUAAUGGCUUCGCAUCCGACUCUCUAGGAAACAUCUACAUGCUCAUGCCCUCCUCAAACGCAAUCUACAUCUGGAACAGCACCAUAUCGCAAGCAGUGCCAUUUGUGAGAGAUCCGCGGAUUAUCUGGCCCGAUAGCGCGAAUGUUGGGUUUGAUGGUUACAUGUAUUGGAACGUUAAUCAGUUGCCGUAUCAGCCGAAUUGGAAUGAAGGGGUUGAUCGGAGGGUUAAACCGGGGGUCAUGUUGAGGUGUAAAUUGCCCGUGGGGGCGGGGAAGAAUAUGAAUUUGGGAUAG
This is a messenger RNA of Botrytis byssoidea, 1305 nucleotides long. RefSeq lists its product as uncharacterized. The transcript is spliced from 2 exons. The record is from RefSeq and is a predicted model, not a curated record. NCBI's taxonomy places the organism in Eukaryota, Fungi, Ascomycota, Leotiomycetes, Helotiales, Sclerotiniaceae. Bases 1 to 1305 code for a protein of 434 amino acids.